AUGCGCUUACGCACGGGCCAUGGGUGCCAUAUAACCCAAACCCGACCCACAGAAGACAUCCGCAUCCUCAUCCGAGCUCCAGAAGAGCACCAGGAAUGGGCGAAAUCUGUCACCAACUACGCCCUGCGUGAGGCUACCUACAAAAUGUUAGGUCUGAUACUUAUCGAUAUCCCGGAUAUCCACCACACAGCCACAGGCUUCGCCAUUCGGCUUCGAAACAAACUCGUCCGACAAAAGAUCCUAGCCAACGAACAGGAACUAGGACACUGCCUCAAGACGCCGCAACCUCUGGAGUUAUCUUCCGCUAUGACGAACCCAGGGAAAUAUUAUCAAGGCACUGGGAGUCAACAACUGUCUCCAACUUCUCCUGUUGCCGGUUCCUUUGCCUGCCUGCACAACUAUCGGCGACAGAAACUGAAUCGUCGCUGGGAGAGCUAG
This is a messenger RNA of Ilyonectria robusta, 438 nucleotides long. RefSeq lists its product as uncharacterized. The coding region runs from base 1 to 438 and encodes 145 amino acids. The transcript is spliced from 2 exons. The record is from RefSeq and is a predicted model, not a curated record. Lineage: Eukaryota; Fungi; Ascomycota; Sordariomycetes; Hypocreales; Nectriaceae.